AUGGAACCAUUAGCACGUCGCCGGUCUCUUGUAGCACAGGCCUGGGCUAGUUUCCAGGCGAGCAUCACUGGGUUCAUUCAUUCUUUGGCUUUGGGUCAUUGUGAGUUAUCGAUCAUAGUCACUGGUAUUGAGGCCGCAGGGCUUGCCCUCGCGUUGAUCCCUCUUCUGGUCAAUCAAAUUGAUGGUUACGCGCGAGGCAUCGAGAAGACGAAGCGCUGGAAAUACUUUCGCAGAGAACUUGAAACAUACUGCGUGGGGCUGAACAUCCAGCACACAAUUUUACAAAGCGUCUUGGAGCAAGUUCCCGAGGACGUCGUGGAGGAUGAAGAAGCAGUUGUUGCUCUUAUCCUAAAUCCCCGGGGAGCUGGGUGGAGAAGCCCUAAAUUGCUACAAGCGCUUCGAACAAAGUUUGGGCGGAACUAUGAGCCAUUCGUGGGAAAUAUCAAUGAACUAUGUGAGCUAUUAGAGAGGCUUUCAACAAGGCUAGGUUUGCCAACAACAGAUACUGGACUCCAGGUCAACCUAGUUGAGCAUGCCAGCAAUCCUUCCAAGCAGAAGCCACUAUCCAACUUCCGGGUCGUUUUCUCCAAUGCCAAGCCUAUUAGUAUAACAGGUGUUUGGGACUGGAGAGAGGUCAUGUUUGAACCGCAAGAGAUUGAAUGCCCACAAAUGUUGACCCAUUCGUCCAACGAACAGUCGGGCCCAGAGGCAAAGAAGCGCCGUGUUCGAUUCGAGGACAUACCCGAGAAAGCGACUCAGAUGACGCCUCAAGUGUUUACCACUUCGCAAAUACAAGACCUUUGCUCAUCCCUCCAAGGUUUCGAGUCACCUCUUCAGCCACGAACCCCGAUAGGAUUCAUUUUGGAAGACCGGAAUCCGGCCUUUCGAUAUGUCAUGCAUGCAGUACAAAGUAUUCAACACAAGACACUUAAACAUUCCUUGCGUGAAGCCUUGACCUCCAUGAGCCGCCGUGAUCGACUACACAUAGCGGCCAGCAUUGCCUGCGCGGUUCUACAGUAUCAUGGAAACUGGCUCAAGGACCAAUGGGACAGCUCCGAUUUCCAUUUGGUCGCCGAGCCAUUUGAUAGCUCUGUCUUGCAAUCUCUUGGGCUCAGUCUCGUGGAGCUCUCCCUCGGUCGGCCGAUGGAUGUCUUGCUGGCUCCAAAUUGGGCAACUCAAGACGACAAAGGCACGAUGAUUAACAACGCGUUGGGUCUUACGAAAGAGGUUUAUGAGGAGAGUGACUUGCACUACGCGAAUUUCGUGGAUAGCUGCCUUUCAUGA
Messenger RNA from Penicillium atrosanguineum, 1284 nucleotides. RefSeq lists its product as uncharacterized. The record is from RefSeq and is a predicted model, not a curated record. Bases 1 to 1284 code for a protein of 427 amino acids. Lineage: Eukaryota; Fungi; Ascomycota; Eurotiomycetes; Eurotiales; Aspergillaceae. The transcript is spliced from 4 exons.